AUGACUCCGUAUCAAUUUUCACGGGGAUUAACAUACGACGCUCCGGUACCACCUUUUUUACGAGGUUUAACCCAACCAAACAAAGAGACAAAUCUUGAACAAGAAGACGAUGAUAAUGAAUCAUCGGAUGAAAUAGAUGAAAUAAAUGCUAAUAAAGAAGACGAAAGACCACAAAUUGUUGUUUUAAAAGAAGGAAAACAUUUGAGUGAACAAGAAGUGAAGAAAAUUUUGGCAUCAAAGGAGAAAGACAAAAAAAAAGAAGAAGAGGAAAUUCAAGAAGAUUCACCAGCUUUUGAUGAGAAAACCGGAAAACUUCUUUUUCGCCAUCCAAAAAAGAAAGAUAUAGCAAAACAAACAACAGAUAAUAAAUUAGAUACAGUUGUUGGUUCAUCAAAGACUAAAACUAGUAAAUCUGACACAUCUAUAAAAGCUGUUAACGAAGUUAUUGACGGAAUGAAACGUAAAAGAGAUAAUAAAAAAGAUAGUAAAAAAGAAAUUGAUACAUCAGUUAGUACGGAUAAAAAACCUAGACCUAAAAAAACCAAAAAAACACAUUUAAGUUUUGAUGAAGAAGUAGAUCUAGUGAUUGCUGCAGAUACUAUAGUCGUUUAUGAUGGAGAAAUAUUAGAAAAACCAAAAGAUAAAAAAGAUGCACUAAAUAUGCUUCGAAAAUUAAAUGGAAAUUCGCAUUGUGUUUACACUGGAAUAGCAUUAGUUUACCCUAAGAAUGAAUCUGAUUAUGCAAUUUCAACAUUAAUUGAAAAUACCGAAGUUGUAUUUAGAAAUAACAGUGAUGACGAUUUUUUGGCUUAUAUUGAUACUGGAGAACCUCUGGAUAAAGCUGGUAUAUAA
Messenger RNA from Racocetra fulgida, 852 nucleotides. The record is from the annotation of a GenBank genome assembly. NCBI's taxonomy places the organism in Eukaryota, Fungi, Glomeromycota, Glomeromycetes, Diversisporales, Gigasporaceae.